CGCAGCAGGGAAAGUUGUCAGUGGGGAGGUUUCAAGAUGGUGAAAUUCGGGCUCCAGUUUAAAGCCACUCUGGAGAAUGUCACCAACGUGAGACCGCUGGGCGACGACUUCCGCUGGUUUCUGAAGCUGAAGUGUGGGAACUGUGGCGAGAUCCCAGAUAAAUGGCAGUAUAUAACCCUAGUGGAGAGUGUGCCGGUCAAAGGAGGAAGAGGCAGUGCCAGCAUGGUGCAGAGGUGUAAACUUUGUUCCAGGGAAAAUUCAAUUGAUAUCCUGGGAGACACAAUCAAGGCUUAUAAUGCCGAUGACAGCGAAAGCUUCAAAACAAUGGUGCAGUUUGAGUGUCGAGGUCUGGAGCCCGUUGACUUCCAACCACAAGCUGGCUUUGCUGCAGAAGGAGCAGAGUCAGGGACGCUGUUUCCUGAAAUCAACCUACAAGAAAAAGACUGGACAGACUACGAUGAGAAAGUCAGGGAGUCGGUGGGGAUAUAUGAGGUCACACACCAGUUCAUCAAGUGCUGAUGUCAUCGUGUGCUGAGCCUCAGAGGUGGGGCAAAUGAACACUAUGGUCAAACAUCUUCAGACCUGUUUCCUGACAAUUAGGAUGCUUCUGACGCUGAGGUGGUUUGGUUUGGUUUGGUUGAUGAUGAACAUUAAGAGAGGUGGAUUAAAAGCACUGGUCGUCCACACAGACGGAUUGAUCAUCGUACUCAACAGACAAGGCUUUUUUUCACUGCCUCAAUAAAAUUGAA
Messenger RNA from Seriola dumerili (greater amberjack), 749 nucleotides. RefSeq names its product chromosome unknown C1orf123 homolog (gene czib). The record is from RefSeq and is a predicted model, not a curated record. The transcript is spliced from 8 exons. Gene Ontology annotation, molecular function: zinc ion binding. The coding region runs from base 37 to 519 and encodes 160 amino acids. NCBI's taxonomy places the organism in Eukaryota, Metazoa, Chordata, Actinopteri, Carangiformes, Carangidae.